CCCAAUAUGGCAUCUUGCAUGAGGAGCUUGUUCUCUGACCACAGCAGAUAUGUUGAAUCUUUUCGGAGGUUUCUCAGUAAGUCCACGGAACACCAGUGCAUGCAGGAAUUCAUGGACAAGAAGCUGCCAGGCGUAAUAGCAAGGUUUGGAGACACAAAAUCAGAAAUUAAGAUUCUGAGCAUAGGAGGAGGUGCAGGUGAAAUUGAUCUUCAGAUUCUUUCCAAAGUCCAGGAUCAGUGCCCAGGGGUCCAUAUCAACAAUGAAAUUGUUGAGCCAAGUGCUGAACAAAUUGUCAAGUACAAAGAGCUCGUAGCCAAGACUUCAAACAUGGAGAACAUAAAAUUUACUUGGCAUAAGGAGACAUCAUCUGAAUAUCAAAAAAGAAUGAUGGAGGAAAAAGAGCCUCAAAAGUGGGACUUUAUUCACAUGAUUCAGAUGCUGUAUUAUGUAGAUGAUAUCCCAGCUACCCUGAAAUUCUUCCAUGGUCUCUUAGCUGCCAAUGCUAAUAUUCUCAUUAUUCUUGUGUCAGGGACUAGCGGCUGGUCCAAGCUAUGGAAAAAGUAUGGAUCCCGCCUACCCAAGGAUGACCUCUGCCAGUAUGUCACAUCGUCUGAUGUCACUCAGAUGCUGGACAGCCUGGGGAUUAAGUAUGAGUGUCAUGACCUUCUGUCUACUAUGGACAUUACUGACUGUUUUAUUGAUGGUGAUGAAAAUGGAGACCUGCUUUGGGAUUUUUUGACAGAAACCUGUAACUUCAGCACAACAGCACCACCAGAUCUUAAAGCAGAAAUUAUGAAAGAUCUGCAAGAGCCUGGAUUUAGUGUUAAGAAAGAGGGGAGAGUUCUUUUUAACAAUAAUCUGAGUUUCAUUGUGAUUGAGGCAAAACUGUAAAGCAUGAGAAUAUUCACAACAUAUUUUGAACAAUUGCUGGUUUCUCUCUCUCUCUCUAUAUAUAUAUAUAAAACAAUACUUAUAUGCUAAAGUUAAAAUACAUUCAUAAUGAGGAUACAGUAUUAUAUCUUAUAAAUUAAAUCUAGAAAUUCCAAGACAUUCUUGGAGUUCCAUGCAGAAUCUUCCAGUUGUAUUCUGUCCCUAAAAGACUAAACACUGCCCCACUGGUUCUUUCCAUUUUCUUAUUGUGCUGAAAAUUUUCAAAAUAGUAAUAAAAUAUAGGCUAUAGAUUCUUUAAGUACUAAUAGAGUAAUAUUUGUUGAUGCUUUUCUCAUUAAGAAAAUAAGUAUUUAUUCUCCUAUAAAGAGCUGUUUGUAUAUCUGCCAUGUUGUUGCAAUCAUACUUUUUAUUAAUAUUAUUACAAAAUUGGGGAUUGGAGAGGUAGUUCUUUCAGAGGAUCCAGGUUCAGUUCCCAGCUCACAAUCACUUAUAACUCCAGUUCCAGGGGAUCUAACACCUUCUUGCCUCUGAGGUCAUCUGCAUUCAUGUGCAGAUACCCACACUCGGAUACACAUCCAUACACAUAAUUAAAAAUAAAUAUCUUAAAAAAAUUAUUACAGAAUUGAGUCUUUGGGGCUGGAGAGAUGGCUCAACAAAGAGUACUGGCUGCUCUUGCAGAGGACCUGAGUUCGGUUUUCAGCACUCACAUGGCAGUUACCAACUGUCUGUAACUCUAGUCCCAGGGGAUUCCACGCCCUCUUCAGGCCCCUGUGGCCAUUGCAUGCUGCACAUGGUGCACUUAAAUACAUGUAAGCAAAACACUCAUACACAUAAAAAUAAAUAAGAUAUUAAAAAAGAA
This is a messenger RNA of Nannospalax galili (Upper Galilee mountains blind mole rat), 1750 nucleotides long. It is a transcript of the gene Hnmt, whose product is annotated as histamine N-methyltransferase. NCBI's taxonomy places the organism in Eukaryota, Metazoa, Chordata, Mammalia, Rodentia, Spalacidae. The coding region runs from base 7 to 891 and encodes 294 amino acids. The transcript has 6 exons. Gene Ontology annotation, molecular function: N-methyltransferase activity. The record is from RefSeq and is a predicted model, not a curated record.